AUGCUGUUGCUUGAGACGGCGCAAACGGGGAUGGUAUCGCAUGAUGUAUUUGUUACCUUUGCGGCCUCUCUAUCAGAUGCCGCAGGUGUUGACGACAUGCGGAUGUACUGGUUUAGUAUCCCAAUCAGUGGAGGAGGGAUUGCACAACUCUUUUUCGCGUAUCGAAUGUGGAGGGUGUCUGGAAAGAAGUCGAAAGGAGGCCCUCUAAUAAUUAGCACGCUUGCUCUUGCGUCAAUCGUCUCGGCGCUUAUCUCGGCGAGGGCAUUCUUCCAAGCUCGUAGGUUUUCAAUAUUGUUGGACAACGACGACAACUCGGGAUCAUUUGCGUCUAUCGGAGUGUGGAACGGCGUUGGUGCAAUCUGUGAUAUCACCAUCGCCCUGUGCAUGCCCUACUAUGUACGUGCGAAAAUCAAAAGAAGGCUGACAGUGUUCACUGAUGCCAUUGCAAUUUUCGCAAUCCUGCAUUUAUGCUUGUACUUUGCGACCUCGCCGGCGUUCAUCGUGCCUGGACUCACGGUGUCCAAGGUAUAUGCGAACACGAUGCUCGUCAUUUUGAAUAACCGCAUGCAGAUUGUGAACGGUCGGUUCGUGACGGGCUCGGACGUUGAGGAUGACGGAACUGCGACGAUAGGAUCUCAGAAUCGGAUUUUCGCUUCUGAGCAGAGCCGAAGCCAGAGCCCGACAGAGACAGAAACAAGGAGUACGGAGCGCAUGUCCCGCAGGACGAGGGCCAGAUCGACUAUCAUUGUUGCAAGGGAUAGGCUGGUGAUUAGAUUGGGGGAUGUUGAUGUUGAUAGAAAGAGUCAGAGGACUGUGGCGCCAGGCGACAAACAGAAACAUGGACGCGUCGAAGACAGAAGAAAGCGAAGCGCAGAAGGGGAUGUGUUGAGUGUAGACACUGAGGGCACGCCUAGUAGUGUGCAAGACUCCCAACCAAACAAAUACGCGCACGCCGCGCGCGGUCAGAUGCGAGAUGCGCGCGGCGUGAAUGAGGUGAACGGGUUCGUUCGUUUUAAUGCAUGA
Molecule: messenger RNA, 1023 nt
Organism: Psilocybe cubensis
Lineage: Eukaryota; Fungi; Basidiomycota; Agaricomycetes; Agaricales; Agrocybaceae
Exons: 6
Coding region: 1-1023 (340 amino acids)
Source: RefSeq, a predicted model, not a curated record